AAACACGAGGCCUUAAAUGGACAACUUGGAAACCCCCCAUGUUCUUUCAGGACUUCUGAGGUUGAUGUCACGCAUGUGGGUGAGAUACCUCCCCUUGGGUGGGGCCGGAAGCUGGAAGAGUGGGGUAGAGGGUUUAUUGAUGUACAAAUGAACGUCGUCGAAGAUCCUCUGACCCAGCGGGAGAGGCCGAUGCUGGUGGUCCAGAUGGAUUCACUCAUUCAUGUGGAGCCGUUGCGAGCUGUUCUGGAGUACCUGUACACGGGGCACCUCAACCAGUGUAGGGCGGACCUCAUGCAGAUCGCUACCAUAGCCGAAGCCCUAGAAGUGUUCGACCUGCGAAUGAUGGUGUCCAACCUGCUGAACAAAGAAGGUUUCAUGAACCAGGAGAUCACCAAAGCCUUUCAUGUGCGGAGAGCCAACCGGAUCAGAGAAUGCCUGAACCGCGGCCUCUUCUCAGACGUGCUGUUUACAGUGGAUGAUGGUUCGGUUCCGGCCCACAAGCCUCUGCUGAUUGCCAACUGUGACUGGAUGGUGGCGUUGUUCCGAGGUUCCUUCCGAGAGAGCUUCACACCAGGGGUCUCUUUGCCCGGCACUUCCACUUCCUGCCUGCGUGCCGUCCUGGAGUAUCUCUACCUGGGCCACUUCUGUCCGGGGCCCCAACUUGGCUCUAUGGAGCUCUUGGUGCUCAGCAACCGGCUGUGUCUUCCCCAUUUACAGGCCCUGACUGAACAACACACGGUGGACGAGCUCCUGGCCUGCUAUGUGCAGGGGAUGGAUAUAGACGGACAGGUCCUCCUCUACCUGGAGAUCGCUCAGUUCCACAAUGCCAGGCAGUUGGCUGAUUGGUGCCUCCAUUACAUCUGUACCAACUACAACGCCGUGUGCCGCAAGUUCCCCCGCGAGAUGAAGUACAUGUCACCCGAAAACAAAAGCCACUUUGAGCGUUUUCGGUGGCCUCCGGUGUGGUACCUGAAAGAGGAAGACCGUUACCUCCGCUGUAAGAAGGAGCGCGAAAAGGAGGAGGAGCUCAUCCGCAAGCAGCACAGCAAGAACAAGUGGUGUUUUUGGCGCCCUUCCUCGUCCUCCGUUUCCUGA
Messenger RNA from Staurois parvus, 1095 nucleotides. The record is from the annotation of a GenBank genome assembly. NCBI's taxonomy places the organism in Eukaryota, Metazoa, Chordata, Amphibia, Anura, Ranidae.